Maudiozyma saulgeensis is the source of this 2730-nucleotide messenger RNA. Lineage: Eukaryota; Fungi; Ascomycota; Saccharomycetes; Saccharomycetales; Saccharomycetaceae. The record is from the annotation of a GenBank genome assembly.
AUGUCUGACUCUGAACAAUCUUCCGUGUCAAGCGAGGAAAAACCUCCUCAAAUCGUCCCAACUUCUUCUGAAGAAGAAUCUGAUGACGAUGAUAUCGAUGCUUUAAUCGAUGAAUUACAAUCUAACAACAACAUGGACUCUGACUCCGACUCUGAUGACGAUGGUCCAGCCGCUGCAGGUGAAGCUAGAAACGUUCCUGAAGAAAUGUUACAAACUGAUCCUUCCUACGGUUUAACCAAUGAUGAAGUUAUUCACAGAAGAAAGAAGUUUGGUCUAAAUCAAAUGUCUGAAGAAAACGAAUCCUUAGUUGUUAAGUUCGUUAUGUUCUUCGUCGGUCCAAUUCAAUUCGUUAUGGAAGCUGCCGCUAUCUUAGCUGCCGGUCUUUCCGAUUGGGUCGAUUUCGGUGUUAUCUGUGGUUUAUUAAUGUUGAACGCUUGUGUUGGUUUCAUUCAAGAAUUCCAAGCUGGUUCUAUUGUCGAUGAAUUGAAAAAGACUCUUGCUAACUCUGCUGUCGUUAUCAGAGAAGGUGAAUUAGUCGAAGUUCCAGCUAAUGAAAUUGUUCCAGGUGAUAUUUUACAACUAGAAGAUGGUGUUAUUAUUCCAGCUGAUGGUAGAAUUGUUACCGAAGGUUGUUUUGUUCAAAUCGAUCAAUCUGCUAUUACUGGUGAAUCUCUUGCCGCUGAUAAGCAUUACGGUGACCAAGCUUUCUCCUCUUCUACUGUUAAGAGAGGUGAAGCUUUCAUGUUAAUUACUGCUACUGGUGACAACACUUUUGUUGGUAGAGCUGCUGCUUUAGUUAACAAGGCUGCUGGUGGUCAAGGUCAUUUCACUGAAGUUCUAAAUGGUAUUGGUAUUAUCUUAUUGGUCUUAGUUAUUGCUACUCUAUUAUUGGUUUGGACUGCUUCUUUCUACAGAACUGACGGUAUUGUUAGAAUCUUGAGAUACACUCUAGGUAUUACUAUUAUUGGUGUUCCAGUUGGUCUACCAGCCGUUGUUACUACUACUAUGGCUGUCGGUGCUGCUUAUCUAGCUAAGAAACAAGCUAUUGUUCAAAAGCUAUCUGCUAUUGAAUCUCUUGCUGGUGUUGAAAUCUUAUGUUCCGAUAAGACUGGUACUUUAACCAAGAACAAGCUUUCUCUACACGAACCAUACACUGUCGAAGGUGUCUCUGCUGAUGACUUAAUGUUAACUGCUUGUCUAGCUGCUUCCAGAAAGAAGAAGGGUCUAGAUGCUAUCGAUAAGGCUUUCUUAAAGGCUUUAGCUCAAUACCCAACUGCUAAGAAUGCUCUAACUAAGUACAAGGUUCUUGAAUUCCAUCCUUUCGAUCCUGUCUCCAAGAAGGUUACUGCUAUUGUUGAAUCUCCAGAAGGUGAAAGAAUCAUUUGUGUCAAGGGUGCUCCACUUUUCGUCUUGAAGACUGUUGAAGAAGAUCAUCCAAUUCCAGAAGAUGUCCAUGAAAACUACGAAAAUAAGGUUGCUGAAUUGGCCUCAAGAGGUUUCCGUGCUUUAGGUGUUGCUAGAAAGAGAGGUGAAGGUCACUGGGAAAUUCUUGGUGUUAUGCCAUGUAUGGAUCCUCCAAGAGAUGAUACUGCUGAAACUGUUACUGAAGCUAGAAGAUUAGGUCUAAGAGUUAAGAUGUUAACUGGUGAUGCUGUUGGUAUUGCUAAGGAAACCUGUAGACAAUUAGGUCUAGGUACUAACAUUUACAACGCCGAAAGAUUAGGUCUAGGUGGUGGUGGUGAUAUGCCAGGUUCUGAAUUAGCUGAUUUCGUUGAAAAUGCCGAUGGUUUUGCUGAAGUUUUCCCACAACAUAAAUACAGAGUUGUUGAAAUCCUACAACAAAGAGGUUACUUGGUUGCUAUGACUGGUGAUGGUGUUAACGAUGCUCCUUCUCUAAAGAAGGCUGAUACUGGUAUUGCUGUCGAAGGUGCUACUGAUGCCGCUAGAUCCGCUGCUGAUAUUGUUUUCUUAGCUCCAGGUCUAUCUGCUAUUAUUGAUGCUUUAAAGACUUCUAGACAAAUUUUCCACAGAAUGUACGCUUACGUUGUUUACCGUAUCGCUUUAUCUCUACAUUUGGAAAUCUUCUUCGGUUUAUGGAUUGCUAUCUUGAACAACACUUUAAACAUUGAUUUGAUUGUUUUCAUUGCUAUUUUCGCUGAUGUUGCUACUCUAGCUAUUGCUUACGAUAAUGCUCCUUACUCUCAAAAGCCAGUUAAAUGGGAUCUACCAAGAUUAUGGGGUAUGUCUAUUAUCUUAGGUAUAAUCUUAGCUAUCGGUUCUUGGAUUGCUUUAACUACUAUGUUCUUACCAAAGGGUGGUAUCAUUCAAAACUUCGGUUCCAUUGAUGGUGUUAUGUUCUUACAAAUUUCUCUAACUGAAAAUUGGUUGAUUUUCAUCACCAGAGCCGUUGGUCCAUUCUGGUCUUCCAUUCCAUCUUGGCAAUUAGCCGGUGCCGUCUUCGGUGUCGAUAUCAUUGCUACUAUGUUCACUCUAUUCGGUUGGUGGUCUCAAAACUGGACUGAUAUUGUUACUGUCGUCCGUGUUUACAUCUGGUCUAUUGGUAUCUUCUGUGUCAUGGGUGGUGCUUACUACGAAAUGUCCGAAUCCGAAGCUUUCGAUAGAUUGAUGAACGGUAAGGGCUGGAGUAAACCAUCUCACUCUUCCAGAUCUGUUGAAGAUUUCUUAACUGCUAUGCAAAGAGUCUCUACUCAACAUGAAAAAGAAAACUAA